Messenger RNA from Raphanus sativus (radish), 1599 nucleotides. RefSeq names its product zinc finger CCCH domain-containing protein 15. Gene Ontology annotation, molecular function: mRNA binding; metal ion binding. The transcript has 3 exons. The record is from RefSeq and is a predicted model, not a curated record. Lineage: Eukaryota; Viridiplantae; Streptophyta; Magnoliopsida; Brassicales; Brassicaceae. The coding region runs from base 349 to 1404 and encodes 351 amino acids.
UAAAAUGUGAAAAUAAUAAUGAAUAAUCCACUAUUCUGCAAGUUUUGUGUAUAAAACAAAAUCUUAUCCCCCAAAUAAUCUUCAAAAUGAAGCAAUUAGUUGAAAACAAAUAAAUCUCUAACUAUAAAUGGACCUGGUUAUUAGUAAUUGAAGCUACUAUCAUUGCUCUUAUUAUUUACAUCCAAUUGUCCUUUUAAUCAUCAGUUGAAUUGAAUCAACUACAUAACCAAUCAUUGACUAAAAUCACUUCCUCUGGUAUAACUGUAAAUAUAGAUUAGUAAGAUUCUUUCUGUUAGUUACUUGUAACAACCAAUACAUUUUUUUCUUUAAUUAAUUCAAUAAAUAUAAAUGCGAAAAUCCUUGCACAUAGUUUCCCUCCAACCUAUCGCAGUGUAUAUAAGAAACUUGAUCUCUCUCUCUCUCUCAACUCUCAAGCAAGAAAGUUUCCUCUCCAUUUUCUCGGCAGUUUCUCUCCAUUUUCUCGGUUCUUCUCUUCUGCAGAACCGCCGCGAUUCUCACCGCCGAACUAUGGAAAACAACUCCGCCGAUGGCGCCGUCGCUCGCUCCCGUGACCAACUCUACUACUCUACUCGCAGCGUUAUGCAGCAGCGCCGCCAAGACAUGGUGAACCGAGAGGCACUGUGCUGCACGCGCCUCCACGAGGCGACUCUCGAAGCGGAAGCUCUCCGUCUGGAGAACACCGAGCUCCGUUCGCUGAAUCUCCUCCUCAAGAAAGAGAUCGACCAGCUCAUCCGAUCCUCCCUCCGCAACCGUUACAACAGGGCUCCGCUUCGGACGCUCGGAGGGAAUAACGAGAAUCGGAGCCCCCCGGCGGCCGCGGCGGGGGAUCGGAACCGACGAGAUGAUGAUGACGUCAGCGAUGAGAGUCCGACGAAUGAGGAUGUGAACCGGUCUUCUCUGCCCAAGAGCAUCUCCGUGAGAUCAAGCGGUUACUCUAAGGCGAGCGUAGGAGGUGGUGGUGGUGGUUUCGUUGUUCAAUCUCGUGGAGCCAUACCUAAGCCUGGGACUUGUGCUCAACAACGUAUCACUACCACGCGAAAGGUAUAUGUGCGAGGAGGGAAGAAAGAAGAAGACGAGGAGGAGGAGAUAGAAGUGGAGGUGUACAAUCAAGGGAUGACAAAGACAGAGCUUUGCAACAAAUGGCAAGAGACAGGGACAUGCCCAUAUGGUGACCACUGCCAGUUCGCUCACGGUAUUAAAGAACUCCGCCCGGUGAUCCGCCACCCUCGUUACAAGACUGAGGUUUGCAGAAUGGUUCUCGCUGGUGAUAUCUGUCCUUACGGCCACCGUUGCCACUUCCGCCACUCACUAUCUGACCAAGAGAAGCUCAUGUCUGCUGCCUGCAAACCCAACAACAAGUCUUCCUCCAAGCUGGUUAAAUGACCAAAGAAUCGUACACAUAUAAUUCAACAGUACUAAUACAUAAUACAUAGAGAGAGAUCGAUACAGCUAUUCAAAGGAUUUGCCAAAUAGCGUAUUGGUAAAAAAGUGAAUAAUGUGCAAGUGGUCGGUUAUUUCUUGAGACUUUAACAUUUGUUGGUUAUCAGAUGAUUGUUUUGUUAAUACAUUGUUGUAGAA